AUGGCUGACAAGCCUAUCGUCUUCACUGAGCAUGUCCAGCUUACAGCGCUGGGCAUUCAGCCCCAGUCCAUCUCCUUCCAGUCGCUGACUCUUGAGUCGGACCACUUCAUCUGCGUUCGUGAGACCGUCAACGACACGAACCAGGUCGUGAUUGUCGACCUUGCCGAUGCCAACAACAUUAUGAGGCGGCCAAUCACUGCCGACUCGGCGAUCAUGCACCCCAAGGAGAAGAUCAUGGCUCUCAAGGCCGGCCGCCAGCUCCAGGUCUUCAACCUUGCGACCAAGUCCAAGCUUGGCUCGCACGUCAUGAACGAGGACGUGACCUUCUGGGCGUGGAUUAACGACACCACUCUCGGCAUGGUCACUGAGCACACUGUCUACCACUGGAAGGUCAUGGAGGGCCAGGCUGCUCCCCAGAAGGUCUUUGACCGCCACGCUUCGCUUGCUGGCAACCAGAUUAUCAACUACCGCAUCUCGCCCGAUGGCCAGUGGCUCGUGCUUGUCGGUAUCUCGUCCAACCCCGCCGCUGGACAGCCGGGCUCGAACGCCUUCAAGAUCAAGGGCUCGAUGCAGCUCUACUCGGUUGAGCGCGGUGUCUCGCAGCCUAUCGAGGGUCACGCCGCGGCGUUCACCACCGUCAACGUCGACGGUGCUGCCAACCCCACCAAGCUCUUUGCCUUUGCCGUUCGCACUGGUACCGGCGCCAAGCUCCACAUUGUUGAGAUUGGUCACCAGGCUCCCAACACUCCCUUCGCCAAGAAGGCCGUCGACGUCUUCUUCCCUCCCGAGGCCACCAACGACUUCCCCGUCGCGAUGCAGGUGUCUGCCAAGCACGGCAUCAUCUACCUCGUCACCAAGUUUGGCUUUAUCCACCUCUACGAGGUCGAGACUGGCCAGUGCAUCUACAUGAACCGUAUCUCGGGCGAGACCAUCUUCACCACUGCCCCUUACGAGCAGCUCAACGGUAUCAUUGGUGUCAACCGCAAGGGCCAGGUCCUGUCGGUCAGCGUCGACGAGGACACCAUUGUCCCCUACAUUCAGCAGUCGCUCAACAACCCCGAGCUUGCCAUCAAGCUCGCGACUCGCGCCGGUCUCCCCGGUGCCGACAACAUGAUCAUGGAGCAGUACCAGCGCUACCUCCAGGCCGGCCAGUACGGUGAGGCCGCCAAGAUUGCCGCCAACUCGCCCCGCGGCAUCCUCCGCACCCCGCAGACCAUUGAGACGUUCAAGAAGCUCCCCAACGUCCCCGGCACCCUCUCGCCCAUUCUCCAGUACUUUGGUAUCCUCCUCGAGAAGGGCGAGCUCAACAAGUACGAGUCGCUCGAGCUCGCUCGCCCCGUUAUCCAGCAGGGCAAGAAGCAGCUCCUCGAGAAGUGGCUCAAGGAGAACAAGCUCGAGUGCUCCGAGGAGCUCGGUGACAUGGUUCGCACUGUCGACAUGAACCUCGCCCUCUCUGUCUACCUCCGCGCCAACGUUCCCAACAAGGUCGUUGCCUGCUUUGCCGAGCUCGGCCAGUUUGACAAGAUUGUCCUCUACUCGAAGAAGGUCGGCUACACCCCCGACUAUGCCAACCUCCUCCAGCACCUCGUCCGCAUCAACCCGGACAAGGGUGCCGAGUUUGCUACCCAGCUCGUCAACGACGAGUCUGGCCCCAUGGUCGACCUUGACCGUGUCGUCGACAUCUUCAUGGCUCAGAACAUGAUCCAGCAGUGCACCUCGUUCCUCCUUGACGCCCUCAAGGACAACAAGCCCGAGCAGGGUGCUCUCCAGACUCGUCUCCUCGAGAUGAACCUCGUCAACGCGCCUCAGGUCGCAGACGCCAUUCUCGGCAACGAAAUGUUCACCCACUACGACCGUCCCCGUAUCGCCAACCUCGCCGAGAAGGCCGGUCUUGUUCAGCGUGCCCUUGAGCACUACGAGGACAUUAACGACAUUAAGCGUGUCGUUGUCCACACCAACCUGUUCAACUCGGACUGGCUCGUCAACUACUUUGGCCGCCUCACCGUCGAGCAGUCGUUCGAGUCGAUGCGCGAGAUGCUCAAGAGCAACAUGCGCCAGAACCUCCCGAUCGUCAUCCAGAUCGCCACCAAGUACUCGGACCUCCUGGGCCCCGUCAAGCUCAUUGAGCUCUUUGAGCAGUUCAAGUCGUCCGAGGGUCUCUACUACUACCUCGGCUCGAUUGUCAACCUCUCCGAGGACCCCGAGGUUCACUUCAAGUACAUCCAGGCUGCCACCCGUACUGGCCAGAUCCGCGAGGUCGAGCGCAUCUGUCGCGAGAGCAACUUUUACAACCCCGAAAAGGUCAAGAACUUCCUCAAGGAGGCCAAGCUUGCGGACCAGCUCCCGCUCAUCAUCGUUUGCGACCGCUUCGACUUUGUUCACGACCUCGUGCUCUACCUCUACCAGAACGGCCUCACCAACUUUAUCGAGAUUUACGUCCAGCGCGUCAACUCGGCUCGUACCCCUCAGGUCAUUGGCGGUCUCCUCGAUGUUGACUGCGACGAGGCGACCAUCAAGAACCUCCUGCUCUCGGUUACCGGCGCUUUCCCCAUUGAGGAGCUCGUCGAGGAGGUUGAGAAGCGCAACCGCCUCAAGCUGAUCCUCCCCUGGCUCCAGCAGAAGGUUGAGCAGGGCUCGACCGACCACGCCGUCUACAAUGCCAUUGCCAAGAUUUCGAUCGACUCGAACAACAACCCCGAGGCGUUCCUCAAGGAGAACAACCUCUACGACCCCGCCAUUGUCGGCAAGUACUGCGAGAAGCGCGACCCGUACCUCGCGUACAUUGCCUACGCCAAGGGCUUCUGUGACGAGGAGCUCAUCUCGGUCACCAACGACAACCAGAUGUACAAGCACCAGGCCCGCUACCUCGUCAAGCGUCGUGACGUUGACCUCUGGACCCAGGUCCUCAACCCCGAGAGCAUCCACCGCCGUUCCCUCAUCGACCAGGUCAUUGCCACUGCCAUUCCCGAAUGCACCGACCCUGAUGACGUUUCGGUCACUGUCAAGGCCUUCAUGCACAUGGAGCUCCACGGCCCUCUCAUCGAGCUGCUCGAGAAGAUUAUCCUCGAGCCCUCGCCGUUCAGCGACAACAAGUCGCUCCAGAGCCUCAUGUUCCUCACUGCCAUCCGCAACGACAAGGGCAAGGUUAUGGGUUACAUCAACAAGCUCGAGGGCUACGACGUCGAGACUAUUGCCAAGGUCGCCAUCGAGUCUGGUCUCUACGAGGAGGCGUUCACCAUUUACCAGAAGCACGACAUGCACGCCGAGGCCAUGAACGUUCUCGUCGAGCACAUGGUCUCGAUCGACCGCGGUUUCGCUUACGCCAACAAGAUCAACGAGCCCGCCGUCUGGUCGCGUCUUGGAAAGGCCCAGCUUGACGGUCUCCGCAUCAAGGACGCCAUUGACUCGUACAUCAAGGCCGAGGACCCGUCCAACUUCCGCGAGGUUAUCGAGAUUGCCAACCGCGCCGGCAAGCACGACGACCUCGUCCGCUACCUCCAGAUGGCCCGCAAGACUGCGCGCGAGCCCGAGAUCGACACCGAGCUCGCUUACGCCUACGCCAAGACGGACCGUCUCCACGACAUGGAGGAGUUCCUCUCCAUGACCAACGUCGCCGACGUCCUCAAGGUCGGCGAGAAGUGUUUCGAGGACGAGCUCUACCAGGCCGCCAAGCUCCUCUUCUCGGCCAUCUCCAACUGGGCCCGUCUGGCCACCACCCUCAUCUACCUCGGCGAGAACCAGGCCGCCGUCGACGCCGCCCGCAAGGCCGGCAACACCCAGGUGUGGACCCAGGUGCACGCCGCCUGUGUGGACAAGAAGGAGUUCCGUCUGGCGCAGAUUGCGGGUUUGAAUCUCAUUGUUCACGCCGAGGAGCUUCCUGGUCUUCUGAACUUGUACGAGAGGAAUGGAUACUUUGACGAGGCUAUCUCUCUCCUCGAGGGUGGUCUUGGUCUCGAGCGUGCACACAUGGGCAUCUUCACUGAACUCGCCAUCCUGUACACCAAGUACCGCCCGGAGAAGCUCCUGGAGCACUUGAAGUUGUUCUGGGCAAGAAUCAACCUCCCGAAGAUUAUUCGCGCGACGGAGGCCGCCGCGCUUUGGCCCGAGCUUGUCUUCCUCUACAUCGUGUUCGAUGAGCCUGACAAUGCCAGCUUGAGCAUGAUGGAGCGCAUCGGUGACUGGCAGCACGACGAGUUCAAGCGCAUCUGCGCCAAGGUCUCGAACAUGGAGAUUGCCUACAAGGCUGUUUCCUUCUACCUCGCUCGCCAGCCUCUCCUUCUUCCCGACCUGCUCGCCACUCUUGCUCCUCGUCUGGACCACGGUCGUGUCAUUAAGAUCCUCGAGAACGAGGACAACCUCCCGCUGGCCAAGACCUACCUUAUCGGCACGCAGAAGCUCAACCUCAAGGUUGUCAACGAGGCCUACAACGCCCUGCUGAUCGAAGAGGAGGACCACGUUACCCUUCGCGCUAGCCUGCAGGAGUAUGACGCGUACGACGCCAUUGAGCUUGCUCGCCGUCUCGAGAAGCACGAUCUUUUGGAGUUCCGUCGUAUCGCUGCCCUCCUGUACCGCCUCAACUCGAAGUGGGAGGAGUCCCUGGACCUGAGCAAGUCUGACAGGCUUUGGUCUGACGCCCUGCAAACCGCCGCUGCCUCCCAGUCGAUUGAGGUCGCCGAGGGCCUCGCCAGCUACUUCGUCCAGAUUGGCAACAAGGAUGCCUUCGCGGCUUCCCUCUUUGUCUGUUACGACUUGAUCCGCCCCGACUUUGUUGAGGAGCUUUCGUGGAAGUACGGCCUCGGCGACUUUGUCAUGCCCUACACCCUCACCGCCAAGCGCCUCCAGGCCGAGAAGGUGUCUUCGCUCGAGAAGCAGCUCAAGGAGCUGCAGGCCAAGCAGAAGGCGUCCGAGCCCGAGGAGGACACCAACACAGGCCUGGUCGGCCUCGGCGGUCGCCUCAUGAUCGGCGGUCCCGCAAACGGCUCCAUGAUGAUGGGACAACCUACUGGCAUGAUGAGCCAGCCCACUGGUUUCUACUAA
Messenger RNA from Apiotrichum porosum, 5037 nucleotides. RefSeq lists its product as uncharacterized. The coding region runs from base 1 to 5037 and encodes 1678 amino acids. The record is from RefSeq and is a predicted model, not a curated record. The transcript is spliced from 12 exons. Gene Ontology annotation, cellular component: clathrin coat of trans-Golgi network vesicle; clathrin coat of coated pit; clathrin complex. Gene Ontology annotation, biological process: Golgi to endosome transport; receptor-mediated endocytosis; intracellular protein transport. Gene Ontology annotation, molecular function: clathrin light chain binding; structural molecule activity. Lineage: Eukaryota; Fungi; Basidiomycota; Tremellomycetes; Trichosporonales; Trichosporonaceae.